ACCAAACAAAGAAACAAUCUUUUGUCAAACUCCAGUGAGGAGGACGCUGCUGCAGUGUACAAGGCUGCCCGCUUCCUCAACAUGACGGGCUCGGGGUACGUGUGGCUGGUGGGCGAGCGGGAGAUGUCGGGUAAAGCCCUGAGCGAGGCGCCAGACGGUCUGAUCGGCCUCCAGCUCAUCAACGGGAAAAAUGAGUCGGCGCAUAUCAAUGAUGCGGUGGCUGUGGUGGCUCAGUCCAUCCAGGAGCUCUUUGAGAAGGAGAAUAUCACUGAACCCCCGAAAGGAUGUGUGGGCAACACCAACAUCUGGAAAACAGGGCCGCUCUUUAAACGGGUGCUGAUGUCGUCUAAAUACCCCGAGGGCCUCACAGGUCGCGUGGAGUUCAAUGACGACGGGGACAGGAAGUACGCCCAUUACAGCAUCCUCAACUACCAGAAGACUCGACUCGUUCAAGUCGGCAUUUACAACGGAACACAGGUGGUAAUGAACAAUCAGCGGAAGAUCAUCUGGCCUGGAGGAGAGACGGAGAAACCACAGGGCUUCCAGAUGUCCACUCGACUAAAGAUAGUGACGAUUCACCAGGAGCCAUUUGUGUAUGUGAAACCAACUCAACCGGAUGGAACAUGCCACGAGGAAAUGACAUUAAAUGGAGUCUUAAUAAAAAAGGUUAUCUGCACUGGGCCCAAUGAGACCAUCCCAGGUAACCUAUCAGGACGCCCAAUUGUUCCCCAAUGUUGUUACGGAUUCUGUGUUGAUCUCCUUAUCAAGUUGGCUAUGACCAUGAACUUCACCUAUGAGGUGCACCUGGUGGCCGAUGGGAAAUUUGGAACACAGGAGAGGGUGAACAACAGUAACAAGAAAGAGUGGAAUGGCAUGAUGGGAGAGCUCCUGGGGGGCCUUGCUGACAUGAUUGUAGCCCCGCUGACUAUUAACAACGAACGAGCCCAGUACAUCGAAUUCUCCAAGCCCUUUAAAUAUCAAGGUCUCACCAUCCUUGUUAAAAAGGAAAUACCUCGCAGUACACUGGACUCGUUCAUGCAGCCGUUCCAAAGCACGCUGUGGCUGCUGGUGGGUCUUUCGGUGCAUGUGGUGGCGGUGAUGCUUUACCUACUAGACCGGUUCAGCCCGUUUGGAAGAUUUAAAGUAAACAGUGAAGAAGAAGAAGAAGAUGCCCUCACCUUAUCAUCUGCGAUGUGGUUCUCCUGGGGAGUGUUGCUGAACUCCGGUAUUGGAGAAGGUGCACCGCGCAGCUUCUCAGCGAGAAUCCUAGGUAUGGUGUGGGCCGGAUUUGCCAUGAUAAUUGUGGCAUCCUAUACUGCCAACCUGGCUGCCUUCCUGGUGUUGGACCGACCUGAGGAGCGCAUCACCGGCAUCAAUGACCCAAGGCUGAGAAACCCAUCGGACAAGUUCAUCUACGCCACGGUGAAGCAGAGCUCCGUGGACAUCUACUUCCGGCGGCAGGUGGAGCUUAGCACCAUGUACCGCCACAUGGAGAAGCACAACUAUGAGAGUGCCGCCGAGGCUAUCCAGGCUGUGCGUGACAACAAGCUGCAUGCUUUCAUCUGGGACUCUGCGGUGCUGGAGUUUGAAGCUUCGCAGAAGUGCGACCUGGUGACCACGGGAGAGCUGUUUUUCCGUUCGGGCUUUGGCAUAGGCAUGCGCAAGGACAGCCCCUGGAAACAGAAUGUGUCCCUGGCCAUUCUCAGUUCUCAUGAGAAUGGCUUCAUGGAAGACCUAGAUAAAACCUGGGUGAGAUACCAGGAGUGUGACUCAAGGAGCAAUGCCCCAGCCACACUCACCUUUGAAAACAUGGCAGGGGUAUUCAUGCUGGUGGCCGGUGGGAUUGCAGCAGGUAUCUUCCUAAUCUUCAUUGAAAUCGCCUAUAAGCGCCAUAAAGACGCCCGCAGGAAGCAGAUGCAGCUGGCCUUUGCGGCGGUCAAUGUUUGGAGGAAGAACCUGCAGCCCUCUUCCUCUCUAGAGACUCAGGAUGAUAGGAAAAGUGGUAGAGCAGAGCCCGACCCCCAAAAGAAAGCCUCUUUUAGGUCCAUCAGUACCAACCUGGCUUCCAGCAUCAAGAGACGUAGGUCCUCCAAAGACACGCAGUACCCACCUACUGACAUCACGGGCCAGCUCAACUUGUCUGACCCGUCUGUCAGCACCGUGGUUUAAAGAGAGGGGAGACGCCGAGGUCCGCUCCCCGAGGAGAGAGGAAACGAGACGAGGGAAAGAAAAGGAGAGGAAGAAGUGGACGGGGAGAAGGAGAAGGGAGAAGCCAUCUCCUCGUUCCCUUCACCACUCAAGUCGAGGCUUUCAUUUCACCGCCAGUCGAGGGAAGCUUCGGAGGAAACUUGCUUGCUGAAGAAGUGUCUGACUGAACUUGCACCCUUUUUGACAGUCAGGAUUACCUGGCAUUAGAUAUUUGUAGGGUCCCUGAGCAUGCACAGAAGAACCCAUCUGACUCAAAUAUACAAUCUUUUCCUUCUGUAUAUUAUUAGCAAACUUAUUUAACCUUGUUUUUUGUCAUUUUGCUCACUCACAGAGACUUAAUGUUUGAUGUUCAAAGUUCCUGACCCGCUGUAUAAGUUUAGCAAGCCAGGUUUAGUUAGUUAAGUUUAAGGAAGUACUGUACUUAACAUAUCACUUUAAUUAGGGCUUAAAUACCAUAGUGAUUUUCCUAACAGCAUAUACCGCAAUACAAGACGUACUGUAAGCUUCAAUCGAUAUCAAUUAUUUUUUAAUGCAAACUACCUAUGUUUUUAUCUACACUUUAAAGGUUUUUAGAAAAUGUUGCUUUCUUUGAGAAGCACUAUUAAUGGCACUAAGGAUAAGGAACUUGUGAAGAUGAUGGGAGCAUGUGAGCGCUUGUAUAUGAAUAAGAGCUUUAUGUAUCUGAAUGAUGACAUUUUUAUUUUGAAGGCUGUAUACCAGAUUCUAUAGUUGUUUUCCCCUUUAAUUGUGUACUUAUCAACCAAAUGCAUGUUUUUGUGUUCUUCUAAGAACUCAAAGACAUUCUGUUAAGCUUAACUAUCAUUCAAAGCAAGGUGCAAGCUGAACUCACUGAAUAUUUGGAGAUCUGAUCAAACAGUUAAGACUGGUGUUCUUAUGUACGAGAACAUGUUCUCAUUCGUGAGCCAUGUUGCUUUUGGGGGCGCCCUCUCUCUUCCUCUCUCCUGCCGCAGCAGUCUUUCUCAUUUCCAGUCUCUAAGGGGCUGCAUCAAAGGGCCAGGUUUUUAACUUAACCGUCACUCGGUCUUUCAUGCAAAACCUCGUCCAGGCGUAACGCCGGACAGUUUUUCACGAAGGAACCCCGAGUGAAUUCAAAGCAUGGUCUUGGUUAGGCGUAAAAACAGGCCGUUUCCCAUUUUCUGGAGCUGAGAAACCACUGCUGUUUGUUGAAUCACCUCGUGUCUGCUCUCUGGCACUGCAUAGCACUUUAUGCUGAGGCGUCUCCCAAACAGUCAAAUAAGAAAAUACCGAUUAGUCGAGAAACAGAGUAACAUCAGUCAGACAUAUUAACUUCUCCACUUUCACUUCAAAUACAGUAUCUACACAGCCUUUAGAAAAUUAAUAAUGACCUUUGAAACAACUACACCAAGUGCAAAUCAGAAUUUGGUUUUCUAACUCGAACCAGGAGUUUGCUUUCUGAUCAUGUUCUCAUUCCGGCCUUUGCAUGCUUACGUGUUACUAUCGGUGCUUGGGUUUGUUUUUGGAUGCGUGUUGUUGCCGUGUACAGUCAGCUGAGCUGUGUGGAGCACUCCCUGUAAAUAGAUGUGGUGUAGAUAGGUUUGAGGAGAUUGUACCGCUUGUAUUACGACUGCAGCUGAGAAUGUCUAGUAACACACGCCAACAACAGUUGUGAUUCACUGGCAUGAAACAAACACACAAACAAACACACAUACACAAACACACACUAUCACUUGUUUUUCUUACCUUUUCAAGUAAUGAUCUUGCAUUGAAUCAUCUUGUUUAUACAACUGUAAAUAAAAUAUACUUGCAUUGCCAAGUCUACCCAA
Molecule: messenger RNA, 4013 nt
Organism: Notothenia coriiceps (black rockcod)
Lineage: Eukaryota; Metazoa; Chordata; Actinopteri; Perciformes; Nototheniidae
Product: glutamate receptor ionotropic, NMDA 1
Exons: 17
Coding region: 82-2169 (695 amino acids)
Biological process (GO): monoatomic ion transport
Cellular component (GO): membrane
Molecular function (GO): ligand-gated monoatomic ion channel activity; signaling receptor activity
Source: RefSeq, a predicted model, not a curated record